Phycodurus eques (leafy seadragon) is the source of this 4051-nucleotide messenger RNA. It is a transcript of the gene ecel1, whose product is annotated as endothelin-converting enzyme-like 1. The transcript is spliced from 18 exons. The record is from RefSeq and is a predicted model, not a curated record. Gene Ontology annotation, molecular function: metalloendopeptidase activity. NCBI's taxonomy places the organism in Eukaryota, Metazoa, Chordata, Actinopteri, Syngnathiformes, Syngnathidae. Bases 477 to 2876 code for a protein of 799 amino acids. Gene Ontology annotation, cellular component: plasma membrane. Gene Ontology annotation, biological process: protein processing.
CUGUAAUAAGCGGUGCACAUCCCGGUGUGUGCGCCAAGGGAAGCGUAUCUUCUACUUGGACUUCGACUGGAGGGGAUCGCAAUUAUCUUCCCUCACACGGGUAAGGCACUUUUAGCCUUCCACCAGCUCUUUUGAUUUAGACUACUCUCCACGGCAGGUGACCUGGAACUGGUUGGAGAGGAGGAGAACAAAUGGAAAGAGAGCCAGGAGAAAGAGGAUGAGCGAGAUAGAGAGCAAGACCCAGGAGAUUCCUCAUGCAGAAUGGAAGUCCUCAUUCUGCCGGCUUGUGAUUUGAAAGGAACAAAGGCAGCGUAGCCUAAGAAGGCCGUAUCGUCUGUGUUUUGCCCUGUGUGGCCUCCCUCUAUUUAUCUCAGUCAGAGUCAUGGUCUUAAUCUGAACACAAAAUAAAUCCCCUAAUCCCUUCCCCCCCCCACAGCCGUCUGCUAUUGACAUCUAAUUCAUAACGUCCCAUUGUCAUGGAGAAGACGUACUCACUAACCGCGCACUAUGAUGAGUUCCAGGAAGUGAAAUACGGCAGCCGCUACAGCAGUGACAUCCUCAGUAAUGGUAUGACGCUGCACUUGGGUGGCAGUCUGGACCGUCACACGGCGCGCGGGCGGGGAGGCACCUGGUCAAAUGGUCGCAACAAAGAUGCAAGCAGCACAAGCAGCAGUGGCGGGCUCCCCCGAUGGAGCAGGAGGGAGAUUUGCCUCCUCUCGGCUUUAGUCUUCGCAGCGGGCAUGUGUGUCAUUUUGGGAAGUAUGCUCGCGCUAAAAUACAUUUCCUUGGAGGCCCAGCAGGAUCCGCAGUGCAGGCAAGACUGCCAGCGGAGACGCGUACUGUUGCGGGCAGCGCGCUUUGUGCAGGCCAAUAUUGACCCCACCAUCCAGCCCUGCCAGGACUUUUACUCCUUCGCGUGUGGAGGCUGGCUAAGGCGUCACGCCAUCCCAGAAGACAAGCUCAGCUAUGGGAUCAUUACAGCCAUAGGAGAGCACAAUGAAGAGAAACUGCAGCGCAUCCUUCUGGAGCCAAUUCAGAGGCGUGAGCCCGCCUCGGCAGAGCGCAAGGUCAAGGAGUUUUAUAGAUCGUGUGUCAACAUCCAGGAGAUCGACAAGCUGGGCUCUAACCCCAUGAUCGAGGUGAUAGACAGCUGCGGAGGGUGGGAUCUGGCUGGGGCUCCUCCUGGUGCUGCUGGCUGGGAGAAAGAGGGCGCCCCACAAAGACCAGAUUUCAAUGAAAUGCUUUAUAGGACACAGGGCGUGUACAGCACUGCUGUGUUCUUCUCGCUCACUGUCAAUGUGGAUGACAAAAACUCUUCUCGGAAUGCAAUCAGGAUUGAUCAGGAAGGACUCACACUGCCUGAGAGAAGCCUUUACUUGGGUCAGGAUGAAGACAGCGUCAAGAUCUUAGCGGCGUAUAAGGCCCUGAUGGAGCGCUUACUAAGCAUGCUGGGAGCUCACAACGCUACACAAAAGUCCAAGGAGAUUAUACAGCUGGAGACUCGUCUAGCCAACAUCACCAUGUCAGAAUAUGAUGACCAAAGAAAGGACGUCAGCACGAUGUAUAACCGAAUUACACUGAGGCAGCUACAGCGCACCGCUCCUGGUCUUCACUGGAAACGCCUUCUGGAUAAAAUCUUCCAUGACAGCUUCUCUGAAGAAAAGGAGAUAGUGGUGCUUGCCACAGAUUACAUACAAAAAGUGUCCGACAUCAUCAAGACGACAUCAAAAAGGGUUCUCCAUAACUACAUGCUGUGGCGCAUUGUGGCAGCGCUAAGUGAACAUCUGUCAACCGCCUUCCGAAGCACCAUCCAUGAGUUUUCUCGGGAGAUUGAUGGCACCGAGCAGCAGCUGGAGCUGGGCAGACUGUGCCUCACGCAGGCCAACAAGCACUUUGGCAUGGCCCUGGGAGCACUCUUCGUCCAGCAGCACUUCUCCUCACAGAGCAAGGCCAAGGUGCAGGAGUUGGUGGAGGAUAUAAAGCAUUCCCUGGACCUGCGACUGGAGGAGCUCGACUGGAUGGAUGAAGCCACCAAGGAGGCAGCCAGAGCAAAGCUGAAGUACAUGAUGGUCAUGACAGGAUACCCAGACUUCCUGGUCAAACCUGAACUCAUAGAUCGAGAAUACGGGUUUGAUGUGGAUGAGAAAACCUACUUCAAGAACAUUCUCAACACCAUCAAAUUUAACAUUAAGCUGUCGGUCAAGAAGAUUCAUGAAGAAGUGGACAAGACAGUGUGGAUUCUCCCCCCACAGGCCCUAAAUGCCUACUAUCUUCCAAACAAGAACCAAAUGGUUUUCCCAGCUGGCAUCCUUCAGCCCACUUUGUACAACCCUGAAUUCCCACAGUCUUUGAACUAUGGGGGAAUAGGAGCAAUCAUUGGCCACGAACUAACCCAUGGAUAUGAUGACUGGGGGGGACAGUAUGAUCGGCACGGCAACCUCCAACAGUGGUGGACUGAGGACAGUUACAGAAAGUUCCAGAAGAAGGCUGAAUGUAUUGUUAAACUCUACGAUAAUUUCACAGUUUACAAUCAGAGGGUUAAUGGUCGCUUGACACUGGGAGAGAACAUAGCAGACAUGGGAGGACUCAAGCUGUCAUACUAUGCAUAUCAGAAGUGGGUGAGAGAACAUGGCCCAGAGAGGCCCCUACCAGGGCUCAAAUAUACACAUGAACAACUGUUCUUCAUUGCCUUCGCACAGAACUGGUGUAUGAAAAGAAGAUCUCAGUCAAUCUACUUGCAGUUGUUAACGGAUAAACAUGCACCAGAACACUACAGAGUGAUUGGCAGCGUUUCCCAAUUCAAUGAGUUUUCCCGCGUUUUCGAUUGUCCGAAGGGUACCCCCAUGAACCCUGUUGACAAAUGUUCUGUAUGGUGACGUCAUUGGAAAUGCUUCUGAUGGCCGUAAUUUGAAGACCCCAAUACAUAUUCACACGUUACCACUAACUCAUCACAAGCAAUCUGACCGCAUUCAUUCUACUUGAGGAUAAAAGUUAAUCUUCAAUGCAAACGUAACGAAUUAGUGAUGCUCGUACUGUCAUCAGCAGAAGAAAGCAUUGUCUACUAACCAAGCUAGUCUCAUCACUCAUGCACAUUACACAUCAUUUAUAUAUAUUUUUAUAUAUCUAUAUUUUUUUUCAAAUCAUCUAUUUUUGUAUUACAGAAAAUAUGAGGUCCAUUGUGUAUUUCAUACAAAAGCUGGUUUGUUUUUUUUACUUUUUAUUUUUAACUUUCAAACUUUUUGACUAGUUUAUCCUCUUAUGCAUCAACUAGAACAUUCUCAGCAUAGUACAGGAGGUAGAAGGGCGAUUUCAGUGCAGACUGGAGCAGAUUUCUUAACUGCAAUGACAGCAUUGUUUUGCGUCGCUAAAUGUUGUCUCUCUCUUAGUUCCAUACUGUAUUCACGCUGGUUGUUGCUCUUGUGGUUUAGAGGGCAAAGCUAACCGUCAUGACUGUUGUAUCGUUUGCCUGCAUUGUUCUCUUGUUACAGUAUUUGUACCUUUUCAAGCGCAGUCAAGUGGGUUUUUUUUGUACAAGGUGGAUUCAUUAUUGACGUUUCUUCUCAGGAAAUGUAGCAUAAAGUCAGUAUAACGUUCACCUCAUCAGCAAAUUAAGGAGCUGGCAUUGGUAAAUAAAAGGUUCCUGAGUGGCCUUUUAAAUUGGACAUUCUAGACAAACUGAUUUAAUUAUAUGAGCCUCAGUAACCAAGAGAGAGGCAGUGCAUUCGAUCACUUUAUGGUCAAAUCAGAACAUAACAAAAUACAGCACUGUAUAUGCAGUGUGCACUAAAACAAUUUUCCCGUGGUUGACUAAUGUAUUUGUACAGUGUUGUUUUCAAGAAAAUGCUUUUGAAUACCAAAUGUGAGUCAGCUGUUAUUGUUGUAUGGUUGAUUUGACAAAGAGCAUGUUCAGUCUCUUUGACACUUAACACCACCAAGCUCAAACAGACAUACGUGGAUCACUCAUCCAAAACAUGACUGCAACUGCUAGUUCACGUGAUUGCUAUCGCUUCCUCUCUAUGGUUGCUGUUCAGUGUUUGAAUAAAUACAUACA